Anopheles nili is the source of this 1864-nucleotide messenger RNA. RefSeq names its product zinc finger CCHC domain-containing protein 8 homolog. The coding region runs from base 1 to 1842 and encodes 613 amino acids. The transcript has 2 exons. Gene Ontology annotation, cellular component: catalytic step 2 spliceosome. Gene Ontology annotation, molecular function: RNA binding. The record is from RefSeq and is a predicted model, not a curated record. NCBI's taxonomy places the organism in Eukaryota, Metazoa, Arthropoda, Insecta, Diptera, Culicidae.
AUGGACGACAGCGACGUUGAGAUAGUAAAUGCGAGUAUUCCCGUAAUUUGCGUGGACAAUGAUAUUUCUCUAUCGGCAAACCCACCAGACAAUCAGCAACCACUUGUUAAGGUACUCUUUAGAAGCUGCGAGUUCUAUCAUUUGCUGCAGAAAGCGAUUUCGGAUGCAUUAAAAGUAGUUUUAAAGGAUCACUUACCAUCGUACACGGUGAAUAUAAACGCCGGUAGCGAUGGCUGCUCGCUCGAGGUUAGCGAAACAAGCGAAACGGAAACGCUGUUUGUGGUCGAUUCCACGCCUAACAAGAGCAAAAACAAUAAAACGCCUAUUCCGAGCUACAAGAAAGCGAUGACCAAAGUGUUUGAUGGCCAGACGCCCCCAACUAACCCAGACUCGCUGGCCAAGCGGCCGAGAUCGAAGCAAACAUGCUGGAAUUGCGAGGGCGACCACGGGCUGAAGGAUUGCAAGGAGCCACGGAACUAUACCCGCAUUCGGCAGAAGAAAGAAGAAUUCCAAAAGAAAACCGACCGCUACCACGUGGAUCUGGAGCAGAAGUACGGCCAUCUUCUUCCGGGUAAAUUGAGCCGUGAGUUGCGCAGCGCACUAGGACUCGGUUCGCGGGAUCUGCCACAGCACAUCUACAGGAUGCGAAUCUUUGGCUAUCCUCCGGGGUGGCUUGAGGAAGCAAAGAUCACACAUUCUGGGUUGCACUUGUUCGGAUCGAAUGGCGAUGCCGUGCAGGAUUCGGGUGAAAGUGACGGCGAGGUGGACAGUGUGCGUUGUAAAUAUGACGUGCGAAAAAUAAUUGAGUAUCCUGGCUUCAACGAACCACCACCGCCGGAGAUGUUUGACGAUUCCAAAUUCUACAAUACGCCAGCGUACUCGGAAGAGAUGAGCCGGGAAAGUAUGAUUCAGCAGCUAGAAGGUACGCUGGUGGGCGGUUAUCGUCGCAAACGGUUGAAGCUUGCAGAUGAUUCUGGACAAUGCAUAGAUGGUUCCGCCAACACGGAAACGGUGGACAUGGAUCACUGCCCAGAGGAGCCGGAGACCGCGGAACAGCAGGAGCUAGAAGAUGGUGAACUAUCGUCUGAUAACGACGCGAAUCACGCAAAAGCACCAGCAAUCAUAGACAAUAGCGUCAUAUUAGUUGAAACACCUGUGGAGGUGAUUUCGCUAGAUGAUACACCGUUGGUCAUUCAGGAUACCAAUGUUCCUUCGCCGUCUUUAGCCGAUCUGCAGGAAAAACAGAAGCAAUUGAUGGAACAAUUGGACGAAGGUCCCACGGCCGCUGCAGAUUGUUCGUUUAUGAAGGACACAGCCGCUGCAGAUUGUUCGUUUAUGAAGGACAUACUGUUAGCGGAAAAGUUAAGCAAGGAAGCAGAGCUUUCCGAGUCGGUUUCUUCUCCAGCACCAGCAGGUCAUCCUUGCCCGCCCAUCUCUAUGGUGCCAGAUCGUUGGGAACCACUACCACCACCACCACCGCCGCCUGAAAUACCGCCGAUUCCACCAUAUUUACCAUGCGUCGGCGAAAAUACCACCCUGGAAAGGCCACCCGAGCCCGAGACUGCCGAUUUGAACGAAAUAGCGAUGCUUAAAGUGCCGUACAAUGACGAACCAACACUCACUGGCCUAAAGCGGACGUCCUUGGGAACACCAAUUUUGACUGCAUUCACACCGUACGGUGCACUGCCCAGCGGAGAAGCGUUUUCGAAGGGCGUAAGCGACGUGAUUCACUUUGAGAAUCUUCCAAACUCCACCGGGAAGUACAUCCAGAUGCGGUCGUUGCUGACGAAGGUUCGGAAGAAAAUGGACGCCCAUUUGUGCGAGAUGGAAGAUGGAAGCUAGAACACGGUGCUAUCAGAAGUGA